AUGAUUGCAAUCUUAGAGCCAGUGUUGCUUUUGUUGGUUUUGAGCACACCGAGCUGUUUGGUACUAUGCGAUUGUUUCGAUGUACUGACCGGUCGACGCUAUCCAGAGAAGUCCGUAUGGGUUCGGAGUGAAUUCUUUAAUGUGACCUGUGAGAAUGGACGAAUGAAGGUGUUAAAUUGUAUCAGUGAUUUUGGAACGAGGAUUCCGCUUCAGACGGAUUCAUUCUGGGAGAAUAGCAUUGAAUAUUCGUGCGUAGAUGAUGAAAGCGGUGAGCGAGGUUUGGACGGCAAUGAAGCGUCCGGAGAGGAACCAACUUCAGAAGGGUGCACUGGUGACCGGACGGAAUUCUUUGCGAAUCAUUUUGUUAUUUCAUGUAUUACCAAAGAAAUAAUCGCUUGUGUUGAUAAAAAUGGUGAUAUUGUGCGCGGUGGGUUCUUCCUGCUCGACAAUAAUCAACUGAAAUGGUGUUAUAUUUACAAGAACAGUAAACGUGCACGAAUCGAAAACAAAGGAUGUUUCAAUGGGACUGAUUAUGACGAUGUGACCGAUGAA
Anisakis simplex (herring worm) is the source of this 552-nucleotide messenger RNA. Lineage: Eukaryota; Metazoa; Nematoda; Chromadorea; Rhabditida; Anisakidae. The record is from the annotation of a GenBank genome assembly.